Molecule: messenger RNA, 714 nt
Organism: Propithecus coquereli (Coquerel's sifaka)
Lineage: Eukaryota; Metazoa; Chordata; Mammalia; Primates; Indriidae
Gene: FGFBP1
Product: fibroblast growth factor binding protein 1
Exons: 1
Coding region: 1-714 (237 amino acids)
Biological process (GO): cell-cell signaling
Molecular function (GO): growth factor binding
Source: RefSeq, a predicted model, not a curated record
AUGAGGAUACAUAGCCUCACCCUGCUCUCCUUCCUCCUUCUGGCCACUCAGCUGCUCUUAGCAGAGGGGGAAAAAAAGGGAAAGAAUGGACAUCCCAGGGAAGUGGUUCCAGAGCAAAAGGACACUCUGGGCAAUGCCCAGAAUAAGCAGAGAAGCAGGACGUCCAAGCCUACGACCAAAGGCAAGUUUGUCACCAAAGACCAGGCCAACUGCAGAUGGGCUGUGACUGAGCAGGAGGAGGGCAUCACUCUCAAGGUCGAAUGCAGCCAAAUGGACCGUGAGUUCUCCUGCGUCUUUGCUGGCAAUCCAACCUCAUGCCUAAAGUUCCAGGAAAGGAGGAUCUAUUGGAAACAAGUUGCCCGGAAUCUGCGCUUACAGAAGGACAUCUGUGGACAAUCCAAGACUGUCCUGAAGACCAGGGUAUGCAGAAAGAAGUUUCCAGAAUCCGAUCUCAAGCUGGUGAGCUCCACUCUUCUUGGGAACGUGAAGCCCAGGAAGGAGAAAGCAGAGACCUCCCAUAGGGAGCAUAUCAAGGUCGAAGAGGACACCACCUCUAGACCAGUGGGGACCCAGACCGUGGCCAAGAAAGCUCCUGAGUGUGUGGAGGACCCAGACGUGGCACAGCAGAGGAAGAAUGCCCUGGAGUUCUGUGGGGAGUCCUGGAGCUCCCUCUGCAUGUUCUUCCUCAGCAUGAUACAGGACACGUCAUGCUGA